This is a messenger RNA of Branchiostoma belcheri (Belcher's lancelet), 1560 nucleotides long. RefSeq names its product guanylyl cyclase GC-E-like. Bases 72 to 1355 code for a protein of 427 amino acids. Gene Ontology annotation, molecular function: peptide receptor activity; guanylate cyclase activity. Gene Ontology annotation, biological process: cGMP biosynthetic process; intracellular signal transduction; receptor guanylyl cyclase signaling pathway. The transcript is spliced from 8 exons. The record is from RefSeq and is a predicted model, not a curated record. NCBI's taxonomy places the organism in Eukaryota, Metazoa, Chordata, Leptocardii, Amphioxiformes, Branchiostomatidae.
CCUGUUUUACGGACAUGUGAGAAAAGGAGAUCCUGUUCUACACGGCGGUGACUGAGAAGUUUAUCUCUGACAUGGGGAGGGUCCUGAGCCGUGCAGACAGGUCCCAGCUGUGGACUAGUGUUGUAGCCUACCAGAUGGUGGUCAGCGCUAAAGAUUACGCCGGCCUGGAGAGAGCGCUCGGCAGCGUUUUCUUCGCUCAAGGCGGUUUUUCUUCGGAUGAGCUGAUUUGGUACGACAAGGUGCUAGCCGUCGGAAACGCUAACCUGGAGGAUGCCAUGUUAUACAGCGACAGCGUGGUCCAGAUUCUGGAACAGUUUCGUGGCACAUCGCUUGAAGCAAAUAUUUCUCUCUCCCGGGAAGAGAUCAAAAUGAACCAAAUCGCCGGCGCUUCUGUUGAGAUGGGAGCAGAAUGGUUCGACCUUAUGACCCAGUACAUCGGCUUCCUUCGGCAAGUUGAAGAGCAUCUUUCUGAGCGAGUCUUGGGCAUCAUCGGCGAUCUUCUGGCACAAGAUGAUAUCCAGUUAGCUACCGGGUACACCAUAUUACUAACUGUGGUCUCCAUCGGUCCCUUUAUAGUCAUGGGCGUGUACAAAAUGGCCAGUGAGACUCAGUCUGUGGCGGCAAACUUGGAGCACGUGACCGCGAAGUUAGAACAGGAGCAGAAGAAGUCAGACCAGCUGUUGUACAGCGUGUUUCCCGCCAUUAUUGUGAACGCCAUGAAGAAAGCGGACACGGUCCCGGCUGAGUACUUCGAUGAGGUGACAGUCAUGUUUUCUGACGUGGUCGGCUUCACUGAUCUCACCGCCUCCAUCUCUCCUCACAACGUCAUCGAUCUUCUCAACCGGAUGUACCGCACGUUUGACGCUGUCCUCGGGCGGUACGAUGUCUACAAGGUAGAAAGUAUCGCUGGCUCCUACAUGGUUGCCUCUGGUUUGCCGACGAAGAACGGGGACCGUCACGGGGAGCAGAUCGCAUGCGCGGCGCUGCACCUCCUGAACUCCUCCCGGUCCUUCCAUCCCGUACACAUACCUUAUCCCAUGGAACUGCGCAUCGGCAUCCAUACAGGGCCUUGUGUGGCGGGGGUAGUUGGAAAGAAGCGGCCACGUUAUUACGUCUUUGGAAACACUGUUAGUAUUGCUCAAAGCUUGGAGCAAACCGGAGAACCAAACCGGAUCCAAAUCUCGCCGUCUACCAGAGACCUGCUCAUGUCGUCCCGUGAUUCCUUUCGCGUGGAGCCACGGGGUGACGUCACCAUUAAAGAUGGAGUGACAAUGAAGACAUUCUGGCUGACGCUGAAGGAGCAGUCUGGGUCCAAACAGUCUGUCUCAUCGGUAAAACUGCACGUAGACAUCUAGCCAAGCACCUUUCACACAAAGCCGAAUAUGGCAAAUUCGAUUCGAUUCUUUUCUAAAGGUAGGCUUUUGAAUAGAAUCUGUUCAGACUAGUACUGCUUCCAUACUCAGCCAACCUUGUUCGGCUUGUGUUCGUUCUGAAUGUGUCACAGGGACAUAUGUAUAUAUACUUCGUUAUUACCUUCGUGCAUGAGCUUGAGAUUUGUUU